Esox lucius (northern pike) is the source of this 5299-nucleotide messenger RNA. RefSeq names its product mucin-5AC-like. The transcript has 39 exons. Gene Ontology annotation, cellular component: extracellular matrix. Gene Ontology annotation, molecular function: protein binding. Lineage: Eukaryota; Metazoa; Chordata; Actinopteri; Esociformes; Esocidae. The record is from RefSeq and is a predicted model, not a curated record. The coding region runs from base 1 to 5022 and encodes 1673 amino acids.
AUGUCUUACAAGCCUGGAGAUACAUACUCUAGAACAUGCCAAGAAUGUACCUGCAAGGAUGGCCAGUGGAGCUGUAUAGGUCUGGACUGUCCAGGUACCUGCUCCAUAGAGGGAGGUUCCCACAUCACCACCUACGACGGGAAAGCCUACACCUUCCAUGGAGACUGCUCCUAUGUCCUGUCCAAGCAAAUCUAUGGGAGUGUUUUCACCAUCCUGGGUGACAUAGAGAAAUGUGGGACAACAGACACUGAGACCUGCCUAAAGGGUGUAACCCUGGUGAUUCCACAGUCCAAAACCUCUUAUGGGCUUCGUCUGGAGAUCCAGUUAACACCUAUAAUGCAGGUGUACAUCACAGCUAGCAGUUCCCUUAAAGGAAAAACCCAGGGUCUUUGUGGAGACUUUAACAGCGUCCAAGCCGAUGACUUUAGAACCAUCAAUGGACUGGUGGAAGGAACGGCUGUGACAUUUGCCAACACGUGGAAGACCCAAGCAAGCUGCCCCGAUGUGACCCAGAGCUAUGAGAACCCAUGCUCUCUGAGUAAUUGCAUGUAUGACAGCUGUAACUGUGAGAAGACUGAGCAGUGCAUGUGUGCAGCAAUCUCCUCCUACGUCCACGCCUGUGCUGCUGCUGGCAUCCUGCUGACAGGAUGGAGAAACACCACCUGUGGAAAUUACGCUCAGUGCCCUGACACGAUGGUGUAUGACUACGAUAUGACCAGCUGUGGUCGCACCUGUCGCUCGCUAAGCCAAAAGGACUUUACCUGCCAGGUAGAACACGUGUCUGUGGAUGGUUGUGGCUGUGCUGAGGGAACCUACAUGAAUGACCAGGAAGAAUGCGUCCCUGCCUCAGGCUGCCCCUGCUACUAUGGAGACAAGCCCCUGGACCAAGGAUUUACCAGUAUCAAUGGGGCUCCUUGCACUUGCAGUGGAAGCAAUUGGGAUUGCACCAAUAACGUGUGUCCCGGGACGUGUGCCAUAUAUGGAGAUGGUCAUUACAUCACAUUCGAUGAGAAAAGGUUUAAUUUCAAUGGAGACUGUGAAUACACUCUAGCUCAGGACUACUGUUCCAACAAUCUAAACGGAACCUUUAGAGUGAUCACGCAGAACAUUCCCUGUGGAACUACCGGCACAACCUGUUCCAAGGCCAUCAAGCUCUUCUUGGGGAGCAAAGAGAUUAUACUACAAGAUGAAGUUGUAAAAGUGGUGAAGCAGGAGACCGGGAUAGAUGUGGACUUCAAGGUCCACACUGUUGGUCUGUACAUUGUUAUUGAGGCUGGAAAUGGUCUGAUUCUAAUGUGGGAUAAGAGAACAAGCCUGUUCAUCAAACUCGACUCUAAAUUCAAGGGACAAGUGUGUGGUCUGUGCGGAAACUACGACGGAAAUGGGAAUAAUGACUUCACGUCCAGAAACCAGGAAGUGGUCGUGGAAGCGCUGGCAUUUGGCAACAGCUGGAAAGUGUCUCCCGGUUGCCCCGAUGCUGUUGACAUAAGGGACCCGUGCACCGUGAGGUCGUACAGGCAGUCCUGGUCUCUGAAACGCUGCAGCAUCAUCAAGAGUCCAGUAUUCGCAGACUGCCACUCCCAGGUGGACCCCACCCCAUAUCAUGAUGAGUGUGUCAGGGACUCGUGUGCCUGUGACACUGGGGGAGACUGUGAGUGUUUCUGUACAGCUGUAGCAGCCUACGCCCAGGCCUGUAACGAGGCGGGGACCUGCAUACGCUGGAGAACGCCAGACAUCUGCCACCUGCCAGAAUCCAGAAGGAACAUGCUCAAAACAGAUCCCUGCACUGGAAGAAACAACUACACCCCCAACAUCCACCACUACAGGUACCUCAACGACUCCUCUUACACCCUGUCAGCCUGGUUGUCACUGGUCAGAAACAACUACACCCCCAACAUCCACCACUACAGGUACCUCAACGACUCCUCUUACACCCUGUCAGCCUGGUUGUCACUGGUCAGAAACAACUACACCCCCAACAUCCACCACUACAGGUACCUCAACGACUCCUCUUACACCCUGUCAGCCUGGUUGUCACUGGUCAGAAACAACUACACCCCCAACAUCCACCACUACAGGUACCUCAACGACUCCUCUUACACCCUGUCAGCCUGGUUGUCACUGGUCAGAAACAACUACACCCCCAACAUCCACCACUACAGGUACCUCAACGACUCCUCUUACACCCUGUCAGCCUGGUUGUCACUGGUCAGAAACAACUACACCCCCAACAUCCACCACUACAGGUACCUCAACGACUCCUCUUACACCCUGUCAGCCUGGUUGUCACUGGUCAGAAACAACUACACCCCCAACAUCCACCACUACAGGUACCUCAACGACUCCUCUUACACCCUGUCAGCCUGGUUGUCACUGGUCAGAAACAACUACACCCCCAACAUCCACCACUACAGGUACCUCAACGACUCCUCUUACACCCUGUCAGCCUGGUUGUCACUGGUCAGCCUGGUUGUCACUGCCCCAUCAACUAGCACAGAAACAACUACACCCCCAACAUCUACCCCUACCAUUACCCCAUCAACUACAACUACAGAAACUACUACAUCCCCAAAAUCUACCCAUAUCACAACCCCAUCAACUACAUCUACAGUAACUACUACACCCCCAACAACUACCCCUACCAUUACCCCAUCAACGACUACUACAGAAACAACUACAUCCCCAACCUCUACCAACACCCCAUCAACUACAACUACAGAAACGACUACAUCCCCAACAUCCACUCCUAUCACACCAUCAACUAAUACUACGAUAACAACUACACUCCCAGAAUCUACCUCCACCGUAACCCCAUCAACUACAACUACAGUAACAACUAUACCCCCUGCAUCUACCUCUACCAUAACCCCAUCAACAACUCCAAUAACAACUACAACCUCACCAUCAACCCCUAUGACUGUACCCACUUUAUCUCCAAUAACUACCAAGAGUCCUACCUCUACCACAAACCCGACAUCCACAUCCACACCACCUCCACCCAAAGACUGUCCAUAUGUUGAUCCACCAAGAAAGAAUGGUGAGUCUUGGAAGCCAAACAACUGCUCAACUGAUACGUGUGUGAAUGGUACAAUUAUAAAAACGUUUGUGGCCUGUGGGAAUGUUGACGUGCCUGUGUGUGAAAAUGGAUAUCCACCAGUGAAGGUCUACGACGAGUCUGGUUGCUGCUUUCAGUAUGAAUGUGAAUGUAUUUGCUCUGGAUGGGGAGAUCCUCAUUACGUCACAUUUGAUGGACUAUAUUACAGUUUCCAAGAAAAUUGCACCUAUGUUUUGGUUAAAGAAAUUGUUCCUCGAUAUAACUUCAGGAUUGAGAUUGACAACUACAACUGCGACCCAUCUAGACACGUGACCUGUCCUCGGUCUCUUUUUGUCUACUACAAGUCCUAUACAAUUGUUCUCACUCCUAUCAACACGGAAACAACAACUAGUUUGGUCACCAUCAAUGGUAAGCAGAUCUUCCCCACUUAUUCUAAUGAAGACCUCAUGAUCACCAGCACUGGUGUCCAGUUACUGUUGAAGAUCCCAGCCAUUAAGGCAGAAGUGAUGUUCAGGAGUAUUCAGUUCAGCGUUUCCCUGCCUUACUCCCUUUUCCACAAUAACACAGAGGGACAGUGUGGCACUUGUGACAAUAAUAGGAAAAACGACUGCAGAUCUCCAAACGGUCAGAUCGCUCCGUGUCCUGACACGGCCCAUCGGUGGCAGAUUCCUGAUGCCAAUAAAACCUAUUGUAAACCUGGCCCGCCCCCACCACCACCCCCUACAACACCCCCCUGCCAGCCAGACAGGACAAAGAUCUGUGACAUCAUCAUGAGCCAGGUCUUCAAAUCAUGCCAUGACGUGAUCCCACCGGGACCUUUCUUUGAGGCCUGUAAAUACGAUGUCUGCCACAUGACAAAUAAGACGAUCGGCUGCUCCAGCCUGGAGGCCUACGCCCAAACGUGUGUGGAACAUAGCGUCUGCAUUGACUGGAGGGGAUCAACUAACGGACUAUGUGGAUAUAAAUGCCCUAAACCCAAAGUGUAUAAAGCAUGUGGCCCGGCUAUCCAGCCAACUUGCAAUUCAAGAUACAAUGAGAAGUACAUACAGCCAUGCGAGGGAGUCCCAUCAGAAAAAAACUUUGUGUGUGAUGAAGUCAGGGAGGGCUGUUUCUGCCCCGAGGGAACCAUCUUGUUCAACACAUACUCUGGCACCUGUGUUAAAAACUGUGGAUGCACGGGACCUGAUGGCACCAAUAAACAGCCUGGCGAAACAUGGCGGAGUAACUGCCUUGAGUGUGAAUGUAGCGCUGACACAAUGAGUGUCCAUUGUAGGCCAGUGGUAUGUCCAACACAACAAGUUGUUACUUGUAAGGAGGUUGGUGAGGUGCUGGUCAAGGAAACAGUGGACUGCUGUCAGCAAAACAAAUGUGUGUGUGAUGUGAGUGGCUGUCCAGAACCACCCCUCUGCCCACUAGGAACUGAGCUGAAUACAUCAAAGGGAAGUUGCUGCCUGACUUACACCUGCGUUCCCAAACCUGUGUGUGUCUUCAACAACAAGGAAUAUCAGCCUGGGGAUGUUUGGUCAUCCCCUAGUAAUUCCUGUGUGCAGUAUAAUUGCACAAACAUAAAAGACAAGUUCAUCCCUGUGGAUUCCAAAAUACAGUGUCCAGAUUUCCGUCCAGAAGACUGCAUCCCUGGAACUGAGACGACUGAUGCAAAUGGCUGCUGUGUAUCAUGCACACCAAGUAACUGUGCUGUGAAGAAGAACACCACCUACCUCCAGGUUAAUAACUGCAGGUCUGUUAUACCAGUGGAGCUGGCAGCCUGUGGGGGAGCCUGUGGAACAUCUUCUAUGUACUCUGCAGUGAAAAUGGGCUUGAUGCACUCCUGCUCCUGCUGUCAGGAGUUGUCGACCAGUGUGAGGCAGGUGGAUAUGGUCUGCUCUAAUGGAAAGAAGACCUCUCAGUCCUAUACUUACAUUAAUAAGUGUGGCUGCAGUGUGACUGAGUGUGACGACAAGCACUAAUGUAUUUUAUUCAAUUUACAGUCUUUUAAAAUGAAUGUAAAAACAAGUUUUUAAGUAAAGAGACAGUCUGUGAUUCAAACACAACAGUGAUAUUCAAUUUGAAGAAAUGGUGAAACCAGUCACAGACUGACCCUUUUAACUGUAGGACAUAUUAAACACUUUCAUCUAAAGGAUUUGUCUAAACAUAUUAAACUACUUUAACUUCCAUCUCUACAUUAUUAUAAACCAUUUUUUCUGUUUUUCUAUGCAAACUUAUUAAACCUAUUCAAAGCAUGAA